GCAUACAGUGAAAUCUGCUUAAUUUUCAUGGAGGGUUAUUUCGGUGUGAGAAAAGGUGCAUCGACUAAAGAGGAAGAUGAACUUCUGAAACAGUUCAUCGAAAUUCAUGGAGAAGGCAAAUGGCAUCAUGUUCCUCUCAAAUCAGGCUUAAACAGAUGCAGGAAGAGCUGUAGACUGAGAUGGCUGAAUUAUUUGAAGCCGAAUAUCAAGAGAGGAGAGUUUGCAGAGGAUGAAGUUGAUUUGAUCAUCAGGCUUCAUAAGCUUCUAGGAAACAGGUGGUCUUUAAUUGCCGGAAGAUUGCCAGGAAGAACUGCCAAUGAUGUGAAGAACUAUUGGAAUACUUAUCAAAGGAAAAAGGAUCAAAAGACGGCUUCAUACGCAAAGCAACUGAAAGUUAAAUCUCAAGAAAAUACAAAAGCCACCACAAUUGUAAGACCUCGACCACGAACCUUCAUCAAAAGGUUCAAUUUUACGGAGAGAUAUGAAAAUAUAGAGCAUAAUCAUUCAGAAAUGAGUUAUACCAGUUCUUUACCAACAGCACCACCACAGACUCUACAAUUAGAAAAUGUAACUGAUUGGUGGAAAGAUUUCGCAGAAGACAGUACAGAGAGCAUUGAUAGAACAAUGUGUUCUGGUCUUAUUGGUUUGGAGGAUCAUGACUUCUUCACAAACUUUUGGGUCGAAGAUACGGUACAAUCGGCAAGCAAUGAUCUAGUCAACAUCUCCUACGUAUGACUUCUUUAAGACUUCCUGGUGCAUAUUAGUAGUUGCACUUCUUUUUCUUUUUUCUUUUUUCCUCUUUAUUUGGUUUCUCGUAUGUAUCUGGUUGUGCACUAGCUACUAGUAGGUUUCUAUUGUAUUUCGGUUAAAUAAGAGAUUGCACAAAUACGUACGUAGAUGGAGUAAUAUAUAUGGUUUUGCAGCUGAGGAGUUUAUACGUCGAUCUUCAGUGAGAAGAAGCCUAAUUCAUACAAUACACGAUGUAAUCGAUCUUCAAAAACCUCGAGACACACAUAUAUGAUUCAGUUAGGGCAUGCAUGUAGGUCAGUGCAGCUGGGUUCAAUACUAGCUAGGGCUUAACAAAACCAAAAUACUAUCUCAUCUAUGGAUAAAUUGGUUUGGCAUUGAAUAAGUAAUACAAUCAUUUGC
Molecule: messenger RNA, 1149 nt
Organism: Fragaria vesca subsp. vesca
Lineage: Eukaryota; Viridiplantae; Streptophyta; Magnoliopsida; Rosales; Rosaceae
Product: transcription factor MYB113-like
Exons: 3
Coding region: 28-735 (235 amino acids)
Source: RefSeq, a predicted model, not a curated record